Lolium rigidum is the source of this 2036-nucleotide messenger RNA. RefSeq lists its product as uncharacterized. The transcript is spliced from 10 exons. Gene Ontology annotation, cellular component: membrane. The record is from RefSeq and is a predicted model, not a curated record. NCBI's taxonomy places the organism in Eukaryota, Viridiplantae, Streptophyta, Magnoliopsida, Poales, Poaceae. The coding region runs from base 68 to 1705 and encodes 545 amino acids.
UCGUUUAUGUUCCCUCUCUGCGAUUUCUCUUGGACGCUCCGCAUUACAGAUUUCGCUUACCGGCGACAUGGAAUCGAGGAGAUUGGAGCGGUUACUGUUGCUGCUUUGCUUCUUUGCAGCCAUCACAUGCGCGCAAGCGCAGGCCCAAGCCACUGUACAACCAUCCAAAAGCUCACCCCACAGUGGAGCAGCAGGUAAGGUUUUGUUGGAGACGGGUAAUAAUAGAUCGGAUAGCGACCUUUCGAGGAGAACGAGAAGAAUCGACCCUCUUGAUGGCUUAAGGAAGUAUGUGGGAGGGUAUAACAUCACAAACCAGCACUAUUGGAGUUCAACCAUAUUUACAGGUAGAUUCGGAUAUAUCAUUGCGGCGUUAUGGGUUAUCGGUGGUAGUCUUUUUGCGGGGUUUCUUCUUGUUUCGAAGAUUUUCUUCGCCGAGAGGAAAGAAAGAUAUGGUGUCAUUGACAAUUUUCUUGAUAAAUACCACAUUUUGUCUGUGAUAUGUCUCAUUCUUCUUGCAGCUUUUGCCAUAGUUGCAUCAUCAAUCGCACUUUACGGCGCUGUAAGAUUUCAUUCUAGAGCAGAGUCCAUCAAAGAGAUCGUUGGUAGAACUGCGUUUGAGGCGGUGGCGACGAUAUACAACAUUACAGGAGCCAUUGAGAGGAUGGAAAACACGUCAAGGCUAUACAGUAACAGCAGCAAAGCCUUCGAUCAUCUGAACUCAACAGUACAGACACUCAACUCUGAAGCCGUAGAGAUUCAGGAGAAGGCCGAGAAGAACAUGCGCUUGGCCAGCAAAGGCAUCAACACACUGGAAGCUGUCACCAUUUCAACCGUGACGCUGAAUCUUGUCGCGGUUCUUGCAUUGCUAGUGGCAAGACCUCUAAGGCUACAUAAAUUGUACUACUUGUGCAUAGCCUUGUGCUGGGCACUGACAGCCCUCUUUUGGAUGUACUUUGGACUGUAUUACUUCUUCGACAAGUUUGCGGGCGACACGUGUGCGGCCCUCGAGGAGUACCAGCUGAACCCCAAGAACAGUACUUUGGGCACCAUCAUACCCUGCAGCGAGAAGCUGUACGGAGGCAUGAUCCUGCACAAUGUUAGUGCAGGAAUCCACGACAUCAUAGACCAGGUGAAUUCCAACAUCUACUCGAUCAAGUCGCAGUACGGCGUGAAGCAGCUAGACUACAUCUGCAACCCGUUCACCGGGCCGCCGGAGUACAGGUACCGGCCGGAGAACUGCGCCUCCGGUGAAGCCACCAUCGGUGAUAUCCCUCAGAUCCUGAAGAGGCUGACCUGCUCGGUUCUGGGCGGCGGCGCCAACUGCGCGCCGGCCGAGCUCUCGUCGGCGAUCGACUACGACAAGGUGCAGACGUACACGAGCUCCAUCCAGAACGUGCUGGACAUCUUCCCGGGCACGGAGCGGCUGGUGAGCUGCGAGCUGGUGAAGGCCGGCUUCGCUGACAUCGUGGGCAACCAGUGCGCGCCGCUGCGGCGUGGCGCGCGCGCGACGUGGGCCUCCCUCGCCGCGCUGUCUGCGGUCAUGGCGCUGCUCGUGCUCGCCUCGGCGGCGCUCCGACGCCGCUACGCCGCCGACGACCGCCACUCGGUGAGGCAUCUCACCUCGUCGUCCAACUCGGAGACGUCGGAGACUGAGUUCGCCGAGAUGCACGCCAAGACAAUGCGAGUUAAGGUCGUCGGGCCGUGAUCGGGAGAGCGAGAUCAAAUUCUUUUUGCUGUGCUCUUUGCUCUUUGCAGGGGAGAAGUUGAGAGGCAGAGAGAUAGUAUACAGCCGGCGGGAGAGACUGAUCCCGGAGAGAUCGUCCAUCGCCGGCGCGCCAUUGACGCGAAAUGUUUGGUUCCUUUUUGUGGGUGGUCUGGAGAAUCCAGCCAUACACCGUGCGCUUCGUAUAGCGGUAUAGGAGAGGAAGAUGAGAAAUUGGUUUAAUCAUGUAUAUGGUCGGCAAAAAUUAUGAUAAUUGUAUAAAAAAUAAACAUAGUUCAUUUUACUUAGCAUAAUCAUAGCCCAGUUUAUUCUU